Messenger RNA from Coccinella septempunctata (seven-spotted ladybird), 2590 nucleotides. Its product is annotated as class A basic helix-loop-helix protein 15-like. The record is from RefSeq and is a predicted model, not a curated record. The coding region runs from base 229 to 801 and encodes 190 amino acids. Gene Ontology annotation, molecular function: protein dimerization activity. Lineage: Eukaryota; Metazoa; Arthropoda; Insecta; Coleoptera; Coccinellidae. The transcript is spliced from 7 exons.
CGUAACAAUUUAACUCCGCAUUUCUCGUUAGACUAGUGCGUGAAAAGUUCCUCGACGCGGUUAUGUGAAUCUGUGAAACGCUAAACACGGCAAAAACAUUCUGCUACCACAAAUGAUAGUUUCAUCGACAACAGAGAACUAAAAUCCAUCCACCGUUUGAACCAUUGACUAACGUAUAAAAGAGGUGGACUCCUCUUUCAUCAGUCCAAUUCAAAUAAGUUUACGAGAAUGAGAUCGCUUGAACUAUCAACUCCUUGGCCCGAGGAAGAAGAGGAUGUAGAAGUUGAAGACAUGGAGCUGAGCAAACAUGAUGGAAGGGAUGAUCUCACAGAAUCUAGUAGUGACGAAGCUGUAGGUAGAAAAAGAAGAAAAAAUGGAGGUAGUGCGUCCAGUGGUAGUGCAUCCAGUGCUACAACGACACGACGUAGAAAAACCUGUAUUAGUGCGAGAGAGAGAAAUUUAAGAAGACUGGAAAGCAAUGAGAGAGAAAGAAUGAGAAUGCACUCACUUAACGACGCCUUCGAGCAACUCAGAGAAGUUAUACCACAUAUAAAAAUGGAGAGGAAGCUGUCCAAAAUAGAAACACUUACAUUAGCUAAAAAUUAUAUUAUGGCCCUUACAAAUGUUAUUUGUGAGAUGAGAGGAGAGGAAAAACAUUACACAUUCCAAGACGUAGAAAGUGAUACGAAUAUAGAAUUAGAACCAACAUCGGAAGAAAUCAGUAGAGAACAAAAUAACAACUCGAUGUUCCAGCAAAAUCUAGAGAAUCACCAAGACAAUGAAAUGAUCAACUCGCGUUGAAGCCAAUCAUUCUAGUGAUUACCUAGUUCAAUGGUACAGAUAGACAGCAGCUAGUGAGUGCGAAUUCAUUUCCUAAUCGAGAAACACGAAUUUUCGUUAAUAUUCUUCGACUAUCGUGAAAAAAUGCUGCCACAUCUUCGCAGCAACUGCCAAGAUGAUCUUGCUGAUUGUUGGUAAUCAACAUUCGUGAAAAUAUCACAUCACUGCAGUCCUUAUCAGCUUGUUCGAAUUCACGUAAAUCAGCUUAUGUACGUGUAUGUUAAUUAAGUGUAUUCCUUAGGCAAGUUGUACGAACAAUUAUGAAGAUAGUCCAAAUUUGUAUUCAUUCAUAGUCGAAAACGAAAAUGGAAAUUUAUCGCAGUACGGUGUUUUAUCUUCAGUUCUCAAGGUUGACCAUUUUUGCCGAAAUCAUUAAUUGGGUAAUGAUAGACGAAAACCAUAACGUGAAUGAGAACAGCUCUUUUUUGAAAAAGUUGAAUCAAAACUUUUCGAUAUAAUUUCAUAAGCACUUUUUCGCAGUUUCAAAAUAAGUCUAUCUGCCUACCAUUACAGUGAACAUUUCUGGUGAAUAUUCGAAACUCAGAGAUUUUUAGGCGUAAUCAACAUCCCUAUAUUUUAUACAUAUAUAACGUAUAUUGUAUGAAUCUAAAUAUGAAUAUUAUAUAUUUGUAUUACGACUUUAACAGAACUAUGAACUUCUUCUGGGAGUGCUAAGAGCAAAACUCGUUGAAUUUCUUCCGCAUUUAUUUUUAUAGAUACAUCCAAGAUUCGAAUAGCAGAAAGAGUUCAAAGUUCAGCCCAUUCUCAAAAACCACUGAAUGUGCAUAUCUCUAGGCCGCAUGGCCGAUCUUAAUCUGAUUCUAUGAUAAGCAAAUGUGAUUUCAAUGUGCUUCUGUGGUGUGUAUUUUAGUUAUAUAGAAUAUAAUCAAAGAAGAGGAUUCAGGAAGUUUUCAUCCAGCAUUGAAUUAUUUCCUAGAUUUGUAGAUAACAAUGUACAUAUAAUUAAACACGUAUUAUUAGGAAAUUUUUGCGAAGUACGAGAUUACUAAAUGUCAAAUUAUAUUUUCAGAUCGUUUGUUUUACAAUCCUUCAUUUUGUACUUACCCAUUUUCUCAUAUUAUUAUAAUUUACUUACUAUAUAGGCAGUUCUAGACAUUCCUUAUACCAAUUUGUAUCUUGAGAAAGUAUUUUUGAAACGUCAUUCAAUUUUUUCGAAACAAUUAAUAUUCUAUCAACAACAUUCCAUAUCAGUCCAGCCAAUUCUGUUUAGAAAUGUGAAUGUACAAUUAUAUUACGACUGAAUAUGAUUUCAAGUUGAAUGCAAUCAACUGAAAAACGUCUAGUUCAAAUCCCGAUAACAGGAAUUUAGAUUAUAGUAGUACAUGAAUCGAGUUACCUUGUUGGGAAGUUCACUUUCUUCCAAAUACUCUAACCAAGCUAUGCUCAAAGUGGUACUAAUUCAUUGUGUACAUUUGUUUAUAAGGAGUUAAAAAUUGAGAAAUUUAGGAGAAAACAAAAAAUGAUCUGACUGUAUUAUUCUUUCAAUAGUAAACAAAUUGUACAUGAAGAAAAAGAAGCAUAAAGUUCCAAAUGCAAUUGUGAUAUGGUAGAAAAACUUGCACAAGUUUUUAGUUAUAUAAAAAAUGUAUAAGUAAUUAUUAUAUUAUAUAUUUUAUGAUGAAUGUAACUAAGUGUAUUCUUAUAAGAAUAUUAUUGAACGUAUAUUAAUUAUAUUAAAGUUUAUGGACAUGUGUCAACUAUAAAUAAAGUUACGAGAUGCAUACUGAAA